Molecule: messenger RNA, 2896 nt
Organism: Xiphophorus couchianus (Monterrey platyfish)
Lineage: Eukaryota; Metazoa; Chordata; Actinopteri; Cyprinodontiformes; Poeciliidae
Gene: tmem59l
Product: transmembrane protein 59-like
Exons: 8
Coding region: 42-1229 (395 amino acids)
Source: RefSeq, a predicted model, not a curated record
UAAAGAAGAACGGCGCGUGCGUGCGUGCGUGCAGUACGGUGAUGAUGCGCGUGACGGCACGAGCAGGAGAGGAUCGGAAGAGCAGCAGACAGACAGGACCCAAGCCGAGCCCAGGCAGCAGCAGCAGCAGCAGCAGCAGCACCAUCCCAGGUAGCUCAGUGCGGGUUGAAGGCCGACUCUCCGCUCCUCUCUCCAGGCUCCCUCUGAUGCUCCGGUUCGGCGGCAGCAUGCGCGGCUGGUUCCCCGCCCUGCUCUCGGUUCUUCUCUCCGGGCUCGCUGCCGCGACGUCCUCGGAUCUGUUUGACAACCAGCUGGGUGACAUCAAUUACUGCAAAAAGCAAUGCCAGCUUACCAUCAAAAACAAAAGCCCCGCUAAAGACUCCAUAAUGAACGCCUGUCACCGCGGCUGCCGCCUCUAUUCCAUCUGCCAGUUUGUCAAUGGGGACGCCGGCUUUAAUACCAGCAAGGAGGAGUGUCAGGGAGCCUGCCAGGAGGCAUACAUCAAGCUGCUGGAACAGGAGGCCUGCAGCACCGGCUGUGCCAGCCAACCCUCUGAACCUGAGAUCAUGAGGAGGAAGCUGAGGGCCAUGACCUUGCGCCCGAAGCCCCCCUCUGUGAUGGAGGCCGUGUCCAGCUGGUGCAAUGACAUCGUCAGCUCGGCCCAGAGCUUCAUCUCCUCCACCUGGACCUUCUACCUCCAGGCCGACGACGGCAAGGUUGUGGUUUUCCAGAGCCAGCCAGAGAUGGAGUACUCCAUGCCUGAGCUGCAGGCUCCUCGAUCCAGCGUGGCUGACAAACCCUGGCCUCAGGUCCACUCCCACACCCAGAGACCUCAUGGCGUUAAGGGGCGAGGAGAAAAGGGAGCAGGCAAGUCCGCGAUCAAAGGGAAGCAUCCCAUCCAGCAUGCAGAUGACGCUGCAGCUGACCACGACUUCCUGGCCUGCAUGUCAAGACGCUCAGGUCUUCCGCGGUGGAUUUUAGCUGCUUGUCUCUUCCUGUCCAUCAUGGUCAUGUUGUGGCUGAGCUGCGCCAGCCUCGUCACCGCACCAGAGCAGCACAUCAAGACGCAGCUGAGCAUCAAUGGAGAUAAGGAGUUCAUGGAACAUGUGCACAAGGUCAACCCUUUCCAUCUGAGCUCCAUGAUCGCCGUCAGUGUGAAGCAGUCGGAGGAGACCCAGGAGGCAGGACCACUUCCGGUCAAAGUUGAUCUCAACAAAACCUGCAUUUAGAGAGAAAGUUGCUGUUUCUUGUUACUUUUGGUAACCACGUGUAAAACAUGUGGCCUGUCAUCAACGCGCCACUCAGCAGAGUUUUUAAAAUACGUUUCAUAAAAAGCACGGCUCCAUGUCCUGUUUAUUCAGAAUGAUCAAUAACAUCUCAUGUCAGCAAGAUGUUUUUUUCUUCUUCAGUUUUUCAUCGUAAAGUCCACUUUUCUCCAAGUUCAUCCUCAGAUUAUCAUUAAAGAUCCGCUUCGCUCACCGCGGAGAGACGCUGCCUCGUCUCACAUCCACACAAGACGAGCAGAGAGGAUAGAUUACAGCUGAGAGCGCCGCUGUCAUUUCUAAUGUUGAGUUUGGACAAACGCAGAGAUUCGUGUUAGAUUUAAUUUAUCUCAUUUUCGCAGAGUUGGGAUUAAUUAAAAUGGCUCACUCAGACUGGAGAGAUGAAAAGCGGUGGGAGAGAGGAAGAUGAAUGAAAGGUGAGCAAAGUACUUGACAGCACCGCAGGAAACAAACACAGUAACAAAUACGCAGUUUAUGAUCUGUUUACAUAAUCAGCUUUAUGAGCUCUUCAGAAAUAUCGCCGUUGCAAACGGUUCUGAAAUUGAAAAUCCUCUUCUUGACAUCGUUCUCAGGUGAGUAAUCCUCACCAGGGAGACAAAAACUAAAUUAGCGUCUUUCUGUAAUCUAAUUCCUGUGUUUGUGUGUGUGUUUGGAUAAAUCUGCAACAGCACUCAUUCAUCUGCGGAGAACAAAUUCAAAUGACAGCAUCUGGGCGUGCUGACUGGAAACGAUAAAAGCUGAAGUUGUUAUUUAUUUUCUUCCCUAUUUAUUCUGAAUCAUCCACAUAAGUAAUCUGCCGAAGUGUUACUGAAGUGCCAUGGACAUUUAAUGCAUCACACAAGUGUAAAUGCUCUUUGUGUAUGACCAUUACAGCACAGACCUUACAGAGAAACACCCAGGACAAGAUGGCACCAGAUACUGUAUUAAUAUAGCUAUGACUAUUAUGAUUACUAUGGCUCUUAUAUCACUUCAAGACUUUGUAGCUGUUACCUGUGCCAUGUGCUUUCCAAUAGCUGACUAUUUUGUAUGUCCUAGGAGCACAUAUUGAAGGAUAACCCCUGUAAUAAUGUGUAAUGCAAAGCUUUGAACAUAGACCUUUGUUAUUGAACAGAAUUGCACAGUCUUAGAGAAGAUAUUUUGUUUUCCUCUCCGUGCUUUUGGUGUCCUGUAAUGUUCUCUUUUAACCCCCGCUAUGUUGACAAUUAAUCGUGCAUGCAAGUGAUAAAUCCUUUUUCUUUGUUUGUUUUUUAGAUGAUAGUAUGUUCUAAGCACUCGCCAUGCCAGUAACGACACUUCUCUAUUGUGGACUUGUGAUUUUUUUUUUUUUUCUGUUUUAUGCGUUCAUAUUUACAGUUAACCUAAAACAUAUAAUAAUGAUUUAUAGCUAGGACUCUUGUUUAAAUAAGCCAUCUGAUCAGUAUAUGUGCAGCUUCAAACUCAAAGUUACAGGAUAUGAAUUUCAAACUGUUUUUGUUUCUUUUUACUGUUUAUUUCCAAUGAAACGAUACAACAUGAUGAAAUAAAGUGUUUUCACUGUAACUCAAUAAAAUAUGCAAGCGGAGGUUUUUGUUUUUGUUAGAAGAAUAUUUAAUAAAUGGAUGAUUGACAUUACA